This is a messenger RNA of Patiria miniata (bat star), 2972 nucleotides long. Its product is annotated as monocarboxylate transporter 12-B-like. The record is from RefSeq and is a predicted model, not a curated record. Gene Ontology annotation, molecular function: monocarboxylic acid transmembrane transporter activity. Lineage: Eukaryota; Metazoa; Echinodermata; Asteroidea; Valvatida; Asterinidae. Bases 70 to 1155 code for a protein of 361 amino acids. Gene Ontology annotation, biological process: monocarboxylic acid transport; transmembrane transport. The transcript is spliced from 2 exons.
CUUUCUAUUUGUGCAUCUGCAACCCUCGAGAAAAAACCCAAGUUUAUCCUUAUUCCUCAAUAUCCACUUAUGAUACUCUGUUUGGUUUUGAUAUCACGAAAUUUACGUUUCAGUUUUUUGUUUUUGUUUUGUUGGUAUAUAGGUUUGGCGAUGUCUUUGAUUCAAGUGUCGAUUGUCAAGCCUCUCGUGGACUAUUUUCCCGACGACUUUGCCGCUGCUAACGGCGUAACAUUUGCCGGAGGGACGGUCGGUAUCAUUGUAAUCCCACCGGUAGUGGAACACCUCGUUUCGAUAUACGGGUGGAGGAGUGCUCUUUUGUUGAUGGGGGCUUUUUCCUUCAACUACGUUCUAUGUGGAGCGCUUCUCAGGCCCCUGAGGCGCCCUCUUGCGGCACAUUACAAACAGAUACGUGGUGACGAUGACACAGGAUGUGACACACAUCCAACGGGGAGAACCGAUGGGAUAGAUCCUGAACGUUCGGUGAACAUUUGCGGCAAAUGUUGGCACAUCGUGAGCGGGGUUUCUAACGAUGUAUUCACAACGAGUAAAUUUCUGAUUUUUCAAGCAGUGAUAUUGUUGUGUGGUAUGGUGUUCAGCAGCUGGCAUUUGUUUGUGAUCCCGCAAGGCGUGGAGCUAGGUUUUGGCGACGGCCCAGCAGCGUACCUGGCCAUUUUUGCCGGCGUUGGCUCACUGGUAGGCCGGUUAAGCCACGGGACUCUGGUUGAUCGCGGUCUAAUCCGAGCACCGUCCCUGUUUGUCCUGUCAUCGCUGGUCUUUGCAGCGUCUUGCCUUGUCAAUCCUUGGGCGGAGUCAUCCUACGCGGCUCUGGCUGUUAUUAGUACGGUGGGAGGAGUUGCCAUCGGUGUCUUCUUCCCCCUCACGUUCGUCAUAUUGAGGGAAAUCGUAAGUGACCGAUACAUUUCAGCUAUUGGUUGGCUGUACUUGUUCCUGAGCAUUGGGCAUAUCAUCGGUGGAACACUGUCGGGUUGGAUUCACGAUGUGUCCGGUAGUUAUGGAAGUGUCUUCGUGUCAAUUGGCGCUUUUGCAAUUCUCAUGGCAGCCUGCGUACUCUUCAUCGACGGUAUGGACAAUUGCUAUGGACGAGACGAUUCCAUAAGGAAUACUGCAGCUCGAGAGUCUGAUAGCUCCCAAUAGGCCAUCCGUGCUGAAACGUGUAGCCUGGAUUUCCUUACUGGUCACCCGGCCGUGGCAAAAUUAAAAAUGCCUUUUGGGGAAAUGUACAAAUGGGACACUUCACAACUUUGCUAAAUAAUCUUCAGCACUACUUCAACUCAGACGCUGGUAUAACAACGUGUGCUUCAUAAGAUCAUCUACAUAGACAUUAACAGCUUCCUUCAGUUUAAAAGCCAAUCAAAGCAAGCCAGAAUAUAUACUAGAAGUUCCAACCCAAACCAGUGUACCAUUUCACAGUCACAAUCUCAAGUUCACAUGAACUCCUUCCCGAAGACAGCAAGUGGAGCAGUCUUCCCAAGCACAUUCAAUCCAUCUCCAACCCUGGAUCAGUUCAAAGCAGCACUCCAAUCACAUCUAAAACUAGACUGAGCAACCUUCCCCACAACCAUCCUGUUCUGAGUGUUGCUCAAGUUGAGCUGAUCACUGCAGAGUAACCACAAGAAGGAGAGUUCUUCAGAGGACAAUCUUGGACACUAUCGGACAAUAGGUGGCGACAGACACCCCCCUUCCUGCAACGCCCGUGUGGGUCAGUAUAAAUAGAGAUCAGUGGUGUGGAUUCGGCAAGUCAACCUCGUUCUCAUUGUGUCGAGCAGUGCGCUCACACAAAUACCUGCUCAUCAGAAACGACGUGGAAAACAAAGUAACCCUGGGGAUGAGGUUGCGGGCAAGUAGACUAAUUGAAAAGCUUUUAAGUUAUAACACCGAAAAAUUAGCAACUAUAGAGUCGAACACAUUUUUUUAAGUGCGCAAAAGCAGCCAUUUUGAUGAUUUUAAUGACGCUAAGCGUAAACAAGUAACAACCUUUGCCAGUGAUCAUUAGUUAGCCAUCGUAAAUAUUUGAUGCCCCAUUACAUGGUGCUGACCCUAAACGUGGCACACUUCAAGAAGCUCUAAACCUUCCCGUUUUCUAUAUACCUUGAGUUUACCUACCCGUUACAAAGUUAAGAGAGAAAAUUGUACUCCGAUUUUAUUUGUGCACAGCAGGGCAAACCUUUUAAAAUGCAUCCAACAAAGCAAUUCAAGUUUCUGAAAAACCUGUUGUUGGAUAUAAUUGUUUUUAUGUGAGUGGAAAUAAAAUAAUGGUUUAUCAGAGUUUGUUAACUUGAAAUUUAAAAGAAACUUCGUUCACUAGGGACUUUCCGGGAUUUGUUCAAGCGGCGCUGCGUUUUCAAGGGAACAUUCCAGUAAUUUUGCUAAGAUAUACCAUCGGGGUCCGUUAAAGGGACAUUUGCAAUUACACGGAAACGUACGGGUUUAAAGGGAAAGUCCCUUCUAAAGGUGCAGAUAGGACUGGUACCAAAAACCUUGUGAAAUUAUUUCGCCUGAAAUAGUAUUAUUCGCAUGAAAACCAAUCAUUGCAGGUGGUUCUUAGAGAGUGUGCCAGCAGGCACGGAUUUUACGUACGUUGGCAACGGAAUCCAGUGAUAAGACUUUAAAACAUCGUGCAUACGUUUUCUCUGUUUUAAAAAAAAAUGCAUAGUACCCACUGAGCUGAAACUUCAACAAGUUUAAUAGUUGUUAAGCACCAUUCUUAAGAUCUUGAGGAAUUGUUUUGCUUCAAUCGAAAACAAAAAUGCACAAAAAAAAACAUGUUCUGAUGUACGCCACUCAUUACUAGUAUUGGUUGACACUUUGUAAAAUGCAGUCCAUGACUAAAGUUUUAGCAAUAUUAAUCAGCUUUUGUUCUGUUUUUGUUUGCUUUGUUUAGUAAUAUUCACAGUACUUAAUUAAAUAUACACGAAUCAGGGCACGUAGACACUGUGGUGACUGCUCUAUGU